This is a messenger RNA of Acanthisitta chloris (rifleman), 1579 nucleotides long. RefSeq names its product ubiquitin-protein ligase E3B-like. The transcript is spliced from 15 exons. NCBI's taxonomy places the organism in Eukaryota, Metazoa, Chordata, Aves, Passeriformes, Acanthisittidae. Gene Ontology annotation, biological process: protein polyubiquitination; ubiquitin-dependent protein catabolic process. Gene Ontology annotation, molecular function: ubiquitin protein ligase activity. The record is from RefSeq and is a predicted model, not a curated record. The annotation marks the transcript as partial.
AAGUGACCCCUCAGGUGUGUGUGACCCUGGUGGUUGUUGCAGGUGCUGGCCGCGCCGCUCGCGGCUCCCGGCGGGACGAUGUUCAGCGCCACCGCCUCCAGAGGGAGAUCAGGAGAGAGGUGGAAGAAUUCUUUGGGACACAUGACUCUGGCUCAAGUAAAAGAACUGCUCUGUCUGUCUUCAAAAUUGCCAGGAAGCUGCUGUUUGUGUUCAGUCCCAAAGAGGACAAGGAGAGGUUUGAAAAGCUGUGCCGUUGUAUCCUCAACAGCAUGGAUGUGGAAAAUGAGCCCAAGGUGUGGUAUGUGUCCCUGGCACUCUCCAAGGAUCUUACACUCCUGUGGAUCAAACAGAUCAAAGACAUUCUGUGGUUUUGCUGUGAAUUUCUCAAGCAGCUUAAGCCUGACAUCCUGCAGGACUCCAGGCUGGUCAAUUUGCACCUCACAAUGCUUGUGACCUUCACAGACACUUCCACCUGGAAAAUCCUUCGGGGUAUAGGUGAGACCCUGAGGCCUGCCAUGAACCACAUCUGUGCUAACAUCAUGGGACACCUCAACCAGAAGGGCUUUUACUCUGUGCUGCAGAUUUUGCUAACUAAUGGCUUGGCAAGAUCCAGACCUUCCUUGUCCAAAGGCUCCCUGACUGCCAUCUUCUCUCUGGCACUGCGCCCUGUGGUUGCUGCACAGUUCUCAGACAAUCUGCUGAGGUCCUUUCUGAUCCAUGUCAUGUCUGUGCCUGCUAUAAUGACUCAUCUUGCUACUCUCACACCUGAACGUCUGGCAGUGAUAGAGUCCCACGAGCUCUUCCGCAAGUUCAUCCUGUUCCUGAGCAGGGAAGCUCAGUGCCACGAUGUCUGCGUGUGCCUGGAGGGCAGUCACACCCUCUGCCUGCUGGGAAACCUGGUGUUCCUGGGCUCCCUGAAUGACCAAGUGCUGGAGGAGGAGACAGCCCUCUUUGUGGGGGUGCUCAUCCACAUGCUCUCCUACUGCCAGAAGUAUGUUUCACAGAAGAAAUCCAACCUCACUCACUGGCACCCUGUCCUGGGCUGGUUUUCCCAGACUGUGGAUUAUGGCCUGAACGAGUCGAUGCCUCUGCUGACAAAACAACUGCAGCACCUCUGGGGAGUCCAUAUGAUCCGAAUCCUCUUCAGUGAUGUGCUCAGCAAGAAACUGCUGGAAAAUCAGGAGAUAGCUCAGCUGCCAGCACAGCCAGUGUCCCCUCAGAACAGCCUUCCCAUGAAAACCCUGUUCAGGAGAGCUUUCCAGAAAUCAGCCUCCGUCCGCAACAUCCUGAAGCCGGUCGGGGGGAAGCGCGUGGACUCGGCCGAGGUGCAGAAGGUUUGCAGCAUCUGUGUCCUGUACCAAACCACCCUGACCACCCUGACCCAGAUCCGCCUGCAGAUCCUCACAGGUCUCACUUACCUGGAUGAUCUGCUGCCCAAAUUAUGGGCUUUCAUCUGUGAGCUGGGACCACAGGGUGGGUUAAAACUCUUCUUGGAGUGUUUGAACAAUGACACAGAGGAGUCCAAGAGGCUGCUGGCCAUGCUGAUGCUCUUCUGUGACUGCUCCCGGCACCUGAUCAC